UUGACCGUCAGGUUCAUUUGGGUCGUAUCUAUUUGUUAUAGAGAAUUCUUAAACAAAUUCUUUGAGAAUUCUUAAACUUUAAAGUGGGAUGCGCAUUUAGCCGUAAUAGUCGCCGGGUUCCAAGAGUGUUCAGAAGAAAAAAGAUGAGUAACUUAUAGUCCUGGUUCGGUUUUCUUGUUAGCGGGACAGUUUCUGUGACAAACAUCCUUCACUUCUAAUGUUUCUUAUUCAUUAUCCAGGCAGCCAAGAACAAAACAUAUGUGGUGCCGUCUUUGCUCGAUGUUUAUAAGAAAAGAAAAAAAGCACUAUACCACUAGCAGUAGCUUUGCUACGCCCAGGGUGUGGUCAGAUACGAUAUCGAAGAAGAGAAAUCUGAUGUAUAGAAGGAAAGUAAAAGAGAAAAUGCUACGAUUCUUAUGGAAGAACUUCCAUCCUGUCUUCAUUACGAAGGCUUUCAUGAGAAAGGUUCACUGGUUCACAUUGUACAGCUCAGUACUGAAUGAGAAUAUUGGUGACAUGAGCCUCAACUUUGAAAAUCAACUGAAGUUCUCCGUAUUGAUCUUUGUAAGCCUUUGUGGUUAGCCAAGAUGCAAGUAAAAGAGGAGAGUGAGAAAUUCUUUAGGAAAGCAAAACUCAGUAUCCACUUUUUGUAAUAUCACAGCCCGUGGUGCCAGAUGUGAAUCGCUAAGUUUAAAACAAAGAACUAUUUGCAUCACAAGUAAACUCUUUUGUAAUAGAAUAUGAGGCAGAGAGUUUUUUUGUUGAAUUUUUGUCAGUGUGCAAGUCACAAAGAAAUUAAAGUUUAUCAGUGAUGCCUCAGA
Messenger RNA from Stylophora pistillata, 821 nucleotides. RefSeq lists its product as uncharacterized. Lineage: Eukaryota; Metazoa; Cnidaria; Anthozoa; Scleractinia; Pocilloporidae. The record is from RefSeq and is a predicted model, not a curated record.